Messenger RNA from Leptopilina boulardi, 1978 nucleotides. Its product is annotated as odorant receptor 67c-like. Gene Ontology annotation, molecular function: odorant binding; olfactory receptor activity. NCBI's taxonomy places the organism in Eukaryota, Metazoa, Arthropoda, Insecta, Hymenoptera, Figitidae. The record is from RefSeq and is a predicted model, not a curated record. Gene Ontology annotation, biological process: detection of chemical stimulus involved in sensory perception of smell; sensory perception of smell. Gene Ontology annotation, cellular component: plasma membrane. The transcript is spliced from 6 exons. Bases 722 to 1942 code for a protein of 406 amino acids.
UAAUUUAAUAAAUGUUUUAUUAUAAAAAAAAAUUUAAUUAAAUAAAUUUCAUAAUUUACUUUUCAAAAUUAGAUAUUGUAUUAAUAUAAUUGUUUAAUAAUUUUGAAUUUUUUAUAAAAAAAAGUGAAUAGUAAUUACUAAUAAAGAAAAAUUUCAAACUACAUAAAAUUUUCUUUAACAAAAAGUAUAUUGAAACUUGAAAAAUAGCAAAUAAUAUAUUUCAAUAUUCAAGAUAGAGACUAAUAAAUAAUGUAUAUUAAGUAGAUUCGUCAUUUUACAAGUUCAUUAAUAAAAUAUACGAUAAAAUGAUUAUAAUUAUUAGUCUCUAAAGAGAAAGGUCAAUUUUAACUGAAAGUACACAAAUUAAUAAUUAAUAUCCGUCUGAACGAAGGAUCAAAUAUUGUUUGAUUUCAAUAGCGACAGUUGUGCAUUUCUCUUCAUUUAAUAAUUUAAUUUCGCGGAAGUUCUCCAUACGGAUGCAUUAUAUAGAAACUAUUUAUGGACGACAAUUGUUUGUGAAAAUAUUCUCUUUGAAUUUUACAUAUACUUUAUAUAUAUAUUGUAUAUAUAUAUAUCCGCGCACAAUUUAUCUCUUCGAAUUAAUUAUUUAUUGAAUAAUUAAUAUUCACCUUAACAACGGAAACUUAAGUUUGUUAUGGUUACAAACAUUAAAAAAUUAUUUCAAUUCCAACUGAAAAUAUAAUAUUUGUAUAUAAAAAUAAUGAAUUUCAAGAGUGUUAAUAAAUUUACAGUUCUAAUUAAUCUUCUAUCGGGAAAUCUUCUUCCAUUGAGCAAUAAAAAUUCAGAAUUCUCAUGGGGAUGGAAAAUAUAUGCGAUAAUUUCAUGGAUAUUGCAAAUUAUCUAUUUUUUAUUAAGUUUCAUUGGAUUAUUUUUAGUACCAAAAGUACAAGCAAUACAAUAUGGAACUGUCAAUAUAGUUGUGUUAAUUGAAGUUUUAGUGCUUUCAAUUUAUGUGAAUUUAAGAAGAAAUGAUUUUAAAAAAUUGAUUAAAAUGAUAAAUGAUAUUUUGGACAAUUCAGAUGAAUAUAAGAUUUUAAAUUGCAUUCAUCGGACAACAAAUCCUAUAAAUAAACCUCUAAGAAUUUAUAUAAUGGCUGUUGUAUUAACAGUAUUAUUUUGGACUGGUUUGCCAAUUAUUAAAAUAAUUGAACAGGAUAAAUUUUAUAUUCUCGAUUUUCGUGUGCCAAUGUAUUUCAUUAAAGAACCAUUUACAAGAAAUUUUUUUGUUUACGCUAUUUUAUUUCAAGUGAUAUGUGCACCCAAUGUAAUAGCUAAAAAAUCGUGUAUUGACUUUUAUGUAAUUCACAUGAUUACAUUGGUUACAUCUGAAUAUCAUUAUAUUAGCGACGAAUUAGAAAAUCUAUUUGAAGAGAAGAAUAAUUUAGAAAUUACAGUCAAUUUGAAAAUUAAUGACAAAAAAUACGUUUAUGAUGAAAAAAUAAUUGAUGAUAAGUUGAGACUGAAGAAAUUGAAACAACUUAUUGAACAUCAUAGUUCUGUGACAAAAAUCGGUAAAUUGUUGAAAAAUCUUUUAUCAUUAAAUGUUGCAUUAACAUACGGUAAUUGCAUAUUUCGAUUUUGUUUUUUGUCAUUCAUGAUAAUAACGUUGCCAAUAUCAAUUUUUGAUAAAUGCCUAAUUGUAAUGUACACCUCCGGUUCAAUGAUUCAAGUUUUCAUGUUAUGUUUAUGCGCUCAAGAAUUAUUGGAAGCGAGCACAAGUAUCACGAAAAAUGCAUUUUAUAAGGAAUGGCACAAAUGUGAUUUAAAUUCUCGAAAAAUUUAUUCUAAUAUGAUGAUUUCAAAUAAUCUCGAAUGUAGAUUGUCAGCUUUUGGAACAAUAGAUAUGAGUAUUAAUACCUUUACAACGAUAUUAAAGCAGUCGUAUUCAGCUUGUUUAUUCCUACUGAAAAUUAAUUCCUAAUCGUAAUCGUAAACAAUUCUAUACUACAAAACGUAC